Molecule: messenger RNA, 783 nt
Organism: Gasterosteus aculeatus aculeatus (three-spined stickleback)
Lineage: Eukaryota; Metazoa; Chordata; Actinopteri; Perciformes; Gasterosteidae
Source: RefSeq, a predicted model, not a curated record
GUGAAAGUGCAGCAGCUGAUCGGCCGGGAGGACACCGGCCCGAGGCUCUGCUCAGGACCGGCGGCGCGGAGGCCUCUCUGCGCACCGGAACCGGGGAGAUCUGCGCGCGUCCCCCUCAGGCCCGUUUUUUCUUGCGCUUUGGCGGUGACGCGCGACUUGGCAACGACUUGGCGGGCAAAGACGGAGGGCAGCAUGAAGGUCGAUCUGGAGGCGUCUCCGCCCGGCGGACCGGAGCCGCUGGCCAUCCAGUGCCGAGACGUGUGCCGGUCCUACGGCAAACUGAAGGUCCUCAGCAACUUGAACCUGACGGUGCCACAGGGACACAUUUACGGCCUGUUGGGGCCCAGUGGAUGUGGGAAGACCACGCUGCUGAAAUGCAUUGUGGGAACCCUAAAGAUCUCGCGGGGUCACAUCUGCGUGCUGGGGAAGCCGCCCGCGUAUCCGGGUCACGACGUGCCGGGGAAGAUGGUCGGGUACAUGCCGCAGGAGCUGGCGCUCUACAACGAGUUCACCAUCAGCGACACGCUGACCUUCUUCGGACGCAUCCACGGCCUGACGUGGAAGGAGACCCGGGCGCGCAUGGAUUUCCUCGUGGACUUCCUGGAUCUCCCUCAGAAGCACCGCCUGGUGCGAAACCUCAGACGCUCCUGGUAUGAACAACACAACACGGCGUGUCGUACCUGUUCUUUCACUAACCUGUAAUACAGCGCACCGCCAAUAUGAAACAGGUUAUGAAAGAUAGAAUAAAGCACCCGGGUCCUGCUGUUUGUGUCUGAGAUCAAC